CCCAGUCCGGGCAGCGGACGGACCAGACGAUGAGUGACAAGCUCGACAACGAAGGCCCUGUGCCCAUGGAGGGCUGCGGCCAAGACAGCAGCAGUGCCCAGGGUAGCCCUGCAGCCCUAGCCCCCCAGGAGGAAGACAAGGAGGAGGAAGGGGGGGCUGGGGCGGCUGCAGAGUCCGUGCCUCAGCCUGGACUCUACAGCUACAUCAGGGACGACCUGUUUACCUCGGAGAUCUUCAAGUUGGAGCUGCAGAACGUGCCCCGCCAUGCCAGCUUCAGUGACGUCCGUCGCUUUCUGGGCCGCUUUGGCCUGCAGCCUCAUAAGACCAAACUCUUUGGGCAACCUCCCUGCGCCUUUGUGACAUUCCGCAGUGCUGCUGAGCGGGACAAGGCCUUGCGUGUGCUGCACGGUGCCCUCUGGAAGGGCCGCCCACUCAGCGUGCGCCUGGCCAGGCCCAAGGCUGAUCCUAUGGCCAGGAAGAGGCGGCGUGAGGAUGAAGGUGAGCCGACGGCCACAUGCAUCGCAGAUGUAGUGACACCUCUUUGGACCGUGCCCUAUGCUGAGCAGCUGGAGCGGAAGCGGCUGGAAUGUGAGCAGGUGCUACAGAAGCUCGCCAAGGAAAUUGGGAGCACCAACCGCGCCCUGCUGCCCUGGCUCCUCUCACAGAGACACAAGCACAACAAGGCCUGCUGCCCGCUGGAGGGGGUUAGGCCAUCACCCCAGCAGACCGAGUAUCGUAAUAAGUGUGAGUUUCUGGUCGGCGUUGGGGUGGACGGGGAGGACAACACAGUCGGCUGUCGGCUUGGGAAGUACAAGGGCGGGACGUGUGCUGUGGCAGCCCCCUUUGACACUGUGCACAUCCCUGGGGCCACCAAGCAGGUGGUGAAGGCCUUCCAGGAGUUCAUCCGGUCCACUCCAUAUCCAGCGUACAACCCAGAGACGUACUCAGGCCACUGGAAGCAGCUGACUGUGCGAACCAGCCGCCGUGGCCAAGCCAUGGCCAUUGUCUACUUCCACCCCCAGAAACUGGGCCCUGAGGAACUGGCUGAGCUGAAGGCCUCCUUGGCGCAGCACUUCAUGGCAGGGCCAGGCAAGGCCACUGGGGUGACCUGCCUCUACUUUGUAGAGGAGGGACAGCGAAAGACUCCUAGCCAGGAGGGCCUGCCCUUGGAGCACGUGGCUGGAGACCGGUGCAUCCACGAGGACCUGCUGGGGUUGACUUUCCGGAUCUCUCCUCACGCCUUCUUCCAGGUAAACACUCUGGCGGCUGAGGUGCUCUACACAGUCAUCCAGGACUGGGCCCAGCUGGACACAGGGAGCACAGUGCUGGAUGUGUGCUGUGGCACUGGCACCAUCGGCCUGGCACUGGCCCCGAGGGCGAAGAGAGUCGUGGGGAUUGAGCUGUGCCAGGAGGCCGUGGAAGAUGCCCGGGUGAACGCCCGAGACAAUGAGUUGAGUAAUGUGGAGUUCCACUGUGGGAGAGCCGAGGACCUGGUGCCUGCUUUGGUGAGCAGACUAGCCUCUCAGCAGCUCAUUGCCAUCCUGGACCCACCCCGUGCUGGCCUGCAUUCCAAAGUGAUCCUGGCUGUCCGAAAAGCUGAGAACCUCAAGCGGCUCCUGUAUGUGUCUUGCAACCCCCGGGCGGCCAUGGGCAACUUUGUGGACCUCUGCAGGGCCCCAUCUAACCGAGUGAAGGGCACCCCCUUCCGGCCUGUCAAGGCUGUGGCUGUGGACCUCUUCCCGCAAACCCCGCAUUGUGAGAUGCUCCUCCUGUUUGAGAGGGUGGAGCAACCCAAUGGCGCAGGGGCCCUGGCACCCCAAGACCCUCCAGCCCAGUCCCCACCAGAGCCCCCAGAGGAUACCUUACAGGAAACCGGGGCUGCUGCCUCUUGCUAGGUCCCUGGAGGACUGGAAACUUGCCCUUUCAGAAUGGGGCCAUCUUCAUCACCCGGGCAGCAGCCAAGGGGUUCCCCAAGGCCUUGCCUUGCCUUGCCUCGCCUCAGGACGCUCAGGCAGCACCUAGAGGGCACAAGACUUGGCUGACCCACUCAAGGUCCAUCUGUCCCUGUGGACCCUAGGCUUCUGUAGCAUGUCCCCUACCACUGCCCCCACACGUCCGGUUCUUUUUGGGUUAGCUGGGCUAUAGGGCUAGAAUAAACAGUUGCUGAACUACAGCUGUU
Odobenus rosmarus divergens (Pacific walrus) is the source of this 2179-nucleotide messenger RNA. RefSeq names its product tRNA methyltransferase 2 homolog A (S. cerevisiae) (gene TRMT2A). Lineage: Eukaryota; Metazoa; Chordata; Mammalia; Carnivora; Odobenidae. Gene Ontology annotation, molecular function: RNA methyltransferase activity; RNA binding. Bases 30 to 1895 code for a protein of 621 amino acids. The record is from RefSeq and is a predicted model, not a curated record. The transcript is spliced from 12 exons. Gene Ontology annotation, biological process: RNA processing.